Molecule: messenger RNA, 966 nt
Organism: Penicillium riverlandense
Lineage: Eukaryota; Fungi; Ascomycota; Eurotiomycetes; Eurotiales; Aspergillaceae
Gene: cspA
Product: putative cell surface protein
Exons: 2
Coding region: 1-966 (321 amino acids)
Source: RefSeq, a predicted model, not a curated record
AUGGUCCGCUUCGUUACUCUUUUGGGGCUUGCUGCCCCGGCCUUCGCUGGUGUCAUGCAGCAGAAGGAUGUGGCUAGCUCUGCUGUCGCGGCCGCUCCUGUUGAGAGCCAGGCGUCUGCUGGUGCUCCUAAGUGGACUAUGGGUCCGGAUGGGCACAUGUCUGAGUGCAAGACUACCCCCACCACGACUCCCACCACGACCACGACCACGCAGAAGUCCACUACCCCGUGCACCACGACCACCAAGCCCUCGACCACGCCGUCCACUACCACUACUCCGUGCCCCACCCCCACGACCACGACUACCUCCAAGGUGACCACGAAGCCUCAGAAGUCCACCACCAUCACCAUUGUGACCACCUCCUGCCCUGUUACUUCGACUACCAUCACCGAGGGCAGCACGACCAAGGUCGUCCCGGUUACCCAGACUAGCUCCGUCACCCUCGUCAAGACCAUCGUGAACAGCGAGGUUGUUAGCUUCCAGAACGCUACUGCGCCCCCGGCUGCUCCGACCGCGGUGCCGCCCGCUCCUCAGUCUGCGGCCCCUGCUCCUGCUGCUCCUGCUGCUCAGUCUGCUGCUCCCGCUGCUCCCGCUGCUCAGUCUGCUGCCCCCGCUGCUCCCGCUGCUCAGUCUGCUGCCCCUGCUGCCCAGCCCGCUGCUGCCGCUCCCGCUGCUGCGGCGCCCGCUGCUCAGUCUGCUGCCCCUGCUGCUCAGCCCGCUGCUGCUCAGCCCGCUGCUGCCGCUCCCGCUGAGUCUGCUGCCCCUGCUGCUGCCGCUCCCGCCGAGUCUGCUGCCCCUGCUGCUGCUCACUCUGCUGCUCCUGCUGCUGCCGCUCCGGUCUCCCCUGCUGAGUCCGAGCGUCCCAGCGCCCCCGCCCAGCCCGCCACCUUCAAGGGUGCCGGUGCCAUCGUCGAGCCCGCCAUGGGCUUCGUCGCUGUCGUUGCUGGUUUCAUGGCUCUCCUGUAA